Molecule: messenger RNA, 3522 nt
Organism: Triplophysa rosa
Lineage: Eukaryota; Metazoa; Chordata; Actinopteri; Cypriniformes; Nemacheilidae
Gene: dtx3
Product: deltex E3 ubiquitin ligase 3
Exons: 5
Coding region: 473-1585 (370 amino acids)
Biological process (GO): Notch signaling pathway; protein ubiquitination
Source: RefSeq, a predicted model, not a curated record
GUGACGAACUUCCUGCCCACAUGAUCUUGUAUUCACAGGAUUUUUCAUUAUAAUUACUACAAAAGGAACUAUGUGACAACGGAAUUCGACGUACAGAUGUUGACUUUGUGUCACAAGGGUGUUAAAAGAAAGACAUUUUCGUCGUGACAGUCAACGAUGUUCUUUGUAUUUACGUUGGCUUCCUUUGGCCAAGGACGGAGAACUGGAACAUCACAAAGAGAAUGAGCUAGCGUAUCGUAAAACGAUCAAGAGAGGCGUUAUCUGAACUUGAGUAGGACAUCCCAAGUAUACAUUCGCAUUUCGCAAUAAUUGUCAUCGCUUUAAAGGCAAAUUCAAUGCAGCGGUCUUCUGUUGACUUCAUCGAGUGGAAGGCAUUCUCCAGUCGCAGCAGUAGGUUCCCUAUACUUUCAUCUCUUCCGGCAAAGUCACCACAGAAGGGAAACGGGCCUGUUACUGCAGUUAAGAGGAAUUUAUGGGAUCACAAGUUUCAUCUGAUGAGAUGAGCGUGCGAGCGGGGCAGGGGAGUGACGAGGUGCUGGUGUCUCAGGCGGUGUGGGAUUACCUUGCAGCCGCUGGACGGCCCUGGUUGGUUGACUUUGAGGACAAGCAGGGACUAAGCGCAGACAUCAUCCGACGUGGGGAGCGCGGUGGCUGCUGCGCCGUGCGGCUCACCCCAGUGGAGGGCAGCAGCAGGGCCAGAACUGGGCCGACAGAAGGGCCUGUUUCUCCCGUUACACGAAAAGCUUUUAUAGACUUAUGCCGCUGUGCCCGAAAAGAGAUGACCAAACAAGAGGCAGCUCCUAAAAGGAAACGUUCUCUGUUACCCUGUGUGACGGCAAUGGAACCCGACGGGGAAGGGAGCUUGCUACCCCCACCACAACCACGUCGCUCUCAGAGACAGCAGCAGAAGUACAAAAAAAAUGCAUGUGAGGUGGACAACUGCAUGGUUUUACCCAUGCAACAUGAAGCCGCGACAAGAACCGGGCCAGAAUCAAACGUCAGUCAGUUAAACGAAGAAGAAAGCACUAUUUGCUCUAUCUGCAUGGGGGAGAUAGCAGAAAAGACAACUCUAGACAAAUGCGGCCACACAUUCUGCCGGUCUUGCUUAGAACAGGCGUUUCAGGUAAAGAAGGCGUGUCCCGUGUGCAGACUCGUGUAUGGUCAGCUCAUCGGUAACCAACCAGCCAUUGGGAGCAUGAUGGUGGAAAGAGACCCAGACCUGGAGUUGCCUGGACAUGAAGGUUACGGCUGUAUAUGCAUAAUUUACAACUUCCCUCCAGGUUUCCAAGCGCAAGAGCAUCCAAACCCCGGGGUGAGGUACCCAGGCACAGAUCGUGUGGCAUACCUGCCGGACAGUCCCGAGGGAAACCGUGUUUUACGCAUGCUGCGUCGGGCGUUUGAACAGCGCCUUAUCUUUACCAUAGGCACCUCCAUGACCACUGGCAUGCAUAAUGUUAUUACUUGGAAUGAUAUUCAUCACAAGACCUCUAUAUGUGGUGGACCACGAUGCUUUGGUUAUCCAGAUCCUACAUAUCUUGUGCGGGUGACAGAGGAAUUACAAGAGAAAGGAAUAACACCCGAUUGACCAUUUCUUCGUAGCAUCUAAGACCUUUCAAAAAGAUGGCAAAUGUGUGCACCUGACCAAAGUCUUAUCACAAACUCACUGUGUCAGACCAAGCCACAGUCAUCUGCUGCAGCAUUGGUUCAGGACGCUGUCACAAUGUUUAAUGGUUUUGUUUUAGUCUUUAUGUUUAGCUUUGUUCCUCGGUUUACAUGAGUGAAGGCAGUGUGUUUCCAUACACUUUUCUUUGGCACAAACUGGGCUGCACUUUACCGAAACAGAUGUUCAAAUGGUACUCAGCUGAGUUUAAGGUACCCAUUGGACUGCUAAAAUGUGAAUGUCGAGAGGUGUACAGAGGUUUCCUUAUCUGCAGUACAGCUUUCCUUUUCCCUCUGUCAGGUAAGAACCAAUGUCUAGGCUGCCGGCCUCUGUCUUUCUCUGGUUCUUCCAUCCACAUUACGCUUAAUGGCCUUGUCAAAUUAUGGUAACAUCUGGAUGAGGAGAAAUGAAGGGGCAAUGGCAUAGCACAGCUAAAUGGGUACAGCUGGGACAAUCCCAUACAACCUUUUUUUUCUAGUAAUCAGCACUAAGAGGCACUUUGCAGUAUAGGUAUGUAUGGUGAGAAUUUAAAGUGCAUUCUGCCUGAUCUUCCAGAGUGGUUUUUGUGAGCCUUUCUAAAUAUAAGGUCCCUGUUAUGCGUUGAUUUCAGUCCUAAUUUUGAUCCUUUAACAUCCAUUUUCCUUCAUCCUUCAGGAAAUGUUGUGGUUAUUUAUUUAACGUCGGGUGCAUGAGAAUAGUGUGUUUUUUCUCGCUUGCUGUUUGUUGGAUUCAAUUUUCCCUUAUUUGGAUUUUUUGUUGAUAUUUACAGGUUUGUGAGUUUUCAAGUUGAUGUCAAAACUUCUGCCACUUAUAUAAAAUGAUGUCAAAUAAAAGGGCGUGUAAACCACUUAAACCAAACUAAAGAGUAUAAUAGCUGAAAUCAUAGUAACCGUUUGGGUUUUUGCCUCAGACUUCCAGAAAAACCUGGCAUUAGGUUUAUUUUGAAGAAUUAGCAGCUUUGUCCAUGCAAAGUUUUCUGAGGUACAAAACAAUUCAAUAACAAAGCAAAUGGGUGGAUCUCACAAAAAACUUCAAGGUCACAUUUAACCACAAAACCAAAAAGAAACUAAAUAAGUUUUGGAUUAAUGAAGACUAUAUGUGAUUCUAUGACAUUAUAGUUAUGAGAACCGGAGGGGAAAGGUGUGCUUAAAUGCCAUGCCAAAUUACACUAAAAUGCAAAAAAUCAAAAUUUUAUACACAAUAUAAUUUAUUUUUCCUUUUAGCUUUCUUUUGAUCUUGUUGUGAAGUAUGCCCCAGGUGUGUUCUUGACAGAUUUUGUGAAAUUCACUUAAAUGUCCAACAUUUAUGCUAGCUAUCUUUCAUAAAGCAAAUUAUCAGAUUUUUUCCUCAUUAAAAUGUUAUUGUGCCUUCUACUUAAGGUCACAGCCUUUUAUUAUUAAUAGUAUACUCUUUUCUCACUAAUAUUUUAUUUUCUAAAUUGUUCUCAGCUUUAUGCUAAAUCCAUCAUACUGUAGAGCUGGAUUAUCAAGUUUACAAUUGUUUUGCAUAAACCAAAACAUGUUUACUUUGUGUUAAAAAGGCCUUUGUGUUGUCUUUGGUUGUUCCCGUUUUAUAGUAUCAUUAAAUUAAGUUUUCUUCACCCCCACCGUUUAUUUUAUGAAGGAUCAAUUCAGUCAGGAAUCGUAGGACUAAAAUGUUACUGUCAUGCAAAAUUCUAUGCACUUCCAAAUCAGAUUUAUAAAAUAGACCUCUUCAGAUGACUGAUUGUUCAAAGUUAAUAAUUUGCCUUUAUAGUUGAUUUGUAUUACGUAAUUAAAUUUUAUGCUACAAUUAAAAUGUGCUUUACAUUUUCAUACUUGAAUAAAGGGGUUCUGUUCUGUUACAUUGAAUUCUGUUGUUUU